Messenger RNA from Symbiodinium necroappetens, 2178 nucleotides. The record is from the annotation of a GenBank genome assembly. Lineage: Eukaryota; Dinophyceae; Suessiales; Symbiodiniaceae.
AUGGCUUCGUACACGGAGUCUGAGCCUGUCUUCACGAGCAGGUGUGAUGCUGUGGGCCUCCCGAGCGAAACCGUCACUAAGCUGAAGGCAUCUGGGAUAAAUACGUUGGCGAAAGUCGCUUUCGUUUCAUCGUAUGCUCCGGGAGCCUCCUCGGAUGCUGAGCUCAUCAAGGUUUUGGAUGAGGCGCUGGGAAGUCCCAGCGAUGCGGGACAAAAAGCCUCGUGGAGGAGGCUUUUCCACGAAGCCUAUGCCGUCGCGACUCAGGAGCUAAAAACAAUGGCAGAGAGGCCGGAUGAGGCUGGGCCGAGGAAACUCUCCCAGCCCGAGAGGGCGGAGAGAUAUCGCAAGAUCAAGGCAUCCGUGACAGGGAUCGACAUCCGAGAUAGGAAUGAGCCUAGCGAUGCACUGCUUGAUUUAUGCGUGGGCAUCUACGAGGGAAACCGUCUGAAGUACGUUUCAUGGGAUAAGUGCACUUCGAAGUCCCAAGAGCUCGCUUCAGAUGCGAAGAAAGACAAUAUGCUUACCUUGGACGCCCAGGGCCGCUUGAAGACAGAGUCCAAGAGUGACGGCAUCCGUGCUGACACGAGUUCGGAGAUUUUGCUUCAGUUCGCAUUGCUCCGAAUAGGGCUGGCUUUCGAGAUGGCCAAUCUCUUGGACUUCAGGCUGCACCGUCGUUGGGCGGAGAAGCUCAUCGAGACAAGGAUGACGGCUCAGAGCGAGUCGCAUUCUCAGGUCACUUUCUCGCAGCUCGAAGCAGCAGACCGAAGACUUUUUCUGGAGUUAGCCGAUCGUUCGCGAGAUGGUGUCCAGGCGGGGCCCCUGGGGAGGCCGCUGGAUGAUGUAUUCGAAGACGUCACGAACCUCCCAGACGUCGUUCAUCUGAUGCAGCCUCUGCCUAAGGGUACAGGGAGUGGCAAAGUCGUUGAUCCCCCGAGGCCUCGAUUCACUCCCUACGAUCGCUCGCCGAAGGGCGGCAGAAAGGGCAAAGGCACUGGACGAGGGAAUCCAAGGAUGCCUCGAGAGGUGGUGGGAUGCCGUGCAUGCACCAACAAGGGCGAAGCAAUAUGCUUCGGGUAUGGGCUCAAGACGUGUACUGAGCAGGUGAAGAACGGGAGGUGUUCCCGCGGCCUCCACGUAUGCGCAGUCCCGAAAUGUGGGCUCGCACAUCCUGCUCUGGAUCGCCCUCACUAUGCUUCUCUGAAGAAGGGAGGAGCGAAGCGCCCUGCACCUGGGACUGAGGAGUCGAUCGCCAUUUCAUCGUUUGACAAGCCAGACCGGUCGACUGAGGAGUCGAUUGCCAGUUCAUCUUUUGACAAGCCAGCAGACGCCAAGUUGGAAGCUUUUACUUGUACAGGACCUGAGCAAUUUUCUGCAGCAGCUGCUGCAAAGCUCAACUUUGAGAUGCACGAUUUGGUAAGCCUAUGUGACUUGCUGACAAGCGAGAUCCCCGCGCGAGGUGGCGGUUCUGGUGACGAGUUUGCUUGGAGCACAGGAGCCUAUGUGCACGGAGGUCUUCAGGUCGUGCCUACCGGACGUUCCGUUUACGACUCUGUGCCUUUCGAAGGUGGGUCUCUCUUACGAGACUCGACGAAUCCCUGGGGCAUGCCGAUGUGUUCAUCGCUUGACUCGGCUCGUUUGCAGUCUGCGAAUCGCAUUUUCAUUCAGCUCGCUUCGUUUUGUGACUUGGCACACAAGCUAGACAUCCCUUUCACGGUCGAGCAUCCUUGCGAUUCUUGGCUAUGGCACUUGCCCCCUUUUCUCGAACUUCGUCAGGUGGUUAAGUCUUCAGUUGUGCAGCUCGGAUUUUGCGGGUCUCGCAUCGCAAAGGCGGCCAUUCUGUCGACUGCACCUUUCCUGAAUGAGUUGUGUGUCUCGCCCGGGCAAGGUCCAGGUCGGGAUACCGACCAGCACAAGCUUUUCUGUUCGCAUUUUGCCGACUUGCUGCAGGCUUCUUCAGGCGUGCAGCCCGCCUUGCCUUUGCCAUCACUGUCCGAGGUCCGUGCUGCUACUCAUGCCCAACCUAAGGUUUCGAAGCGGCCACCUUUGAUUCCAGAGUUCGAGUAUACACAACGCAUCCGUUGCAAUGCUGCUCCUCCCUUGAAUGACAAAAACCAGCUAAAGAUUGCUUGGCAGGGCGUCCCAGCCAAGGUGCGUGAGUUGGUCUUUGGUGUCUUCAGA